Messenger RNA from Chlorella variabilis, 1413 nucleotides. RefSeq lists its product as hypothetical. The transcript has 2 exons. Bases 1 to 1413 code for a protein of 470 amino acids. The record is from RefSeq and is a predicted model, not a curated record. Lineage: Eukaryota; Viridiplantae; Chlorophyta; Trebouxiophyceae; Chlorellales; Chlorellaceae.
AUGAGGAGGAGCAGCUACCAGCUGUGCCUGUUCUGUUACGACCGCCUCAAAACCGAGUUCUCCAACCGCUGCCCAAACUGCCGGGUGGAGUACGACAGCGACUUCCAGGCAGGGCUGCGCAGGAGGCAGGAGCGCGUGGCGCAGCUGCAGCGCGAGGCCACCGCGCAAGCAGAGGCGGCCGCCCUGGCAGCCAAGGCCGCUCCCGCGGCGGCCGGGGAGCGGCCGGGUGGCAAGCACGUGCAGCCGCCGCCGCCGCCGCCGCCGCCGCCGCCGCGCGCGCAGCAGUCGCCGCGGCGCGACCUGCGCAUCGGGCAGGAGCAGCUGUGGCCGUCCCUUGGAGCCGCGCCGCAGCAGCUGCCCCUCCACACGCAGCCACAACCCCAGCCGCACACGCCACCCGCCCAGCGGCAAGCGCCAGAGGCGUGCGCCCUCGGGCUGGGCUCCCCACCGCAGCUAGCCGCCCUGCUGCCGCAGCCGGCCUCCUCCUCCGCUGAGCAGGAGGCCAGCAGCAGCAGCAGCGCCGACACAGCGGCCACCACGCCGCAGUCGCCAGUCAGCAGCGUGGUGUGCUUCCGCGCGCUGCCGCCGCCGGGUUGCGCCGCCAGCAAGCCGGCGGCACCGCCCGCGGCGGCGGCGCCAGUGCAGGGGCGGUGCGCCGUGGUGCUGCAGCGCGGCGGCGGGCUGGGCGUGGAUUCAGACCCCGAGGGUGCCAGCCUGGCCGCCAGUCUGCAGGAUGCGGUGCGUGCCGGCAGCCUGAGCGUGAAGCAGGCGGCCGCCAGCCUGGCCUCCUACCUGCGCCAGAGCCAGCUGCUGCAGGCCGCGGCGCUGGGCGGCAGCGCCAGCUCCAGCCCCGCCCGCGGCAGCCACCAGCCCAGCAGCGCCGGCAGCACGGGGGCGGGCGGCCCGGGCAUCACGCCGUUCACCCUGGGUGCAUGCGCAGCCGACUGCGCCACAGGCCUGCUGGGCGGCGAGGCCAGCCUGAUGCUGCCCAGCGACAGCGGGUUCAGCGCCACCACCAGCGCCAGCCUGUCGCACUGGGCGCCCAGCGCCGCCAGCAGCCUAUGCAUGCCGCCAGGCCUGUUUGGCGGCGGCACCGCUGCCGCCGCCGCCUGGCCGCCGCAGGCGCAGCCCAGCGCGGCGGCGGCCUCGCCGCUGGCGGCCUCCCCUGUGCGUGACAACGGCAAGAUGCCGCUGUUCCUGCGCCGCGGCUCGAUACCCGUGGCCCCGUCGCUGGGCAGCCCCAGCAGCGCGGGCGGGCCGUCCAGCCCCUCCAGCGCAGCCAGCUUCCCCGGCUUCCCCUCCGGCUCCAGCAGCCCCACCGCGGAGCUCAAGCGCAUGAUGGCGCCGCCCCCCGGCUUCGGUCCCACCCCGCUGGGCAGCACCGGCAUCGCGACGCUACCACGCUUCCGCUGA